Canis lupus familiaris (dog) is the source of this 9195-nucleotide messenger RNA. RefSeq names its product THAP domain-containing protein 5-like. NCBI's taxonomy places the organism in Eukaryota, Metazoa, Chordata, Mammalia, Carnivora, Canidae. Gene Ontology annotation, cellular component: nucleus. The record is from RefSeq and is a predicted model, not a curated record.
UUAACUGACUAAACCACCAAGAUGCCCCAAAAGGGAUAAAGGUUUUAAAAAGAUUUCUCUUCACACUCUGUCUAGCUGAUCUUAUGCAAAUUCAUGCCUUGAUUAAGUUAUCACAAUUUUACUUAUCAUCUUUGUGACAACUCCUUCCUACCCUACAACUGCAUGCCUGUCCCAUAAAUUCCAAGUAAAUUUGUCUCCAUAUACAAAGCCUAAGAUUCUUCUGUUGAAAAACAAAACAAAACAAACCCAAACAAACCAAAGAACAAACAGGAAAAAGGGAAAAGAAGAAAUGUUAUGCUCUCAAUAGUAAUGUAAUAGGAUGGCUUUGGGCAGAAAGCAAGGAAAUGUGGGUCUCGUGGGUAGGGCUAGAUGAGAACAAGGAACUAUAACCUAGACUCGAGUAGAACUGGUUUUAGGUGCUAGGGUUUGAAAUGGCAGGAGGUGGGUGGUUACUGUGUUUGUUAAUGAACUAGGGUUCUCGUUAACCCAUGUGAGACUCACUGACCCAUUCCUAGUGCUGGUGUAAGGCUUUCCCAAACAGCCAUUAGAAACUGGUUUGAAUAGACCUAGUUAUAGGAGACAAAAAGUUGGGGAACUUGUAACUCCAAAGUUGGAACUUUGGAACUUCCAACUUGGAACUCCAAAAAACAGUGGAACUUGGGAGUAAUACCAAACUUAAACCAGGCAACCUUAUGAGUCUGGGGCAGUGAACCUUCAAUCCCCUGGCCAUGGCAGAGAGAUCUGGGGUGAUGAAUCCUGAUGAGAAUGUGCCUCUUGUGGCUUCUAAUCCUUCACUCCCUCUCUGCAACAGAAGUGUGUAGCCCAGGUACUUUGCCCCAUGACUUUGCAAGGCCCACUACAAGCAGAGUAUACGUCCCACUCUGUUGACUUUGGGGUUUGGCCCUAUUUUGACUGAUAGAAUAUAUGGAAGGGACAGUGUGCUAGUCUAAGCUGAGGCUCCAAGAGAUGUCCUAUCAUGGAUUUUCACCAGCACUCCUAAACCUCUUUCUUCUGAAAUGAGAAGAGUAUACUCCAGGGAUCAUUGCUGCUUCAGCCUGGGUUCUAGAAUGAAGACAAGUAGAGAAGACCUGAAUCCAACUCACGUCUUGAAGCCAAGUCCAGCUGGACUGCAGAACAGUGAGCAAAAGCAAUGUAUAUUUGCUGUUGUAAUCAACUGACAAUUUGGGAUUGUUAUAGAUCAUAAUCACAGCAAGAAAUAGCUAAUUAAUACAGAUGCUAAGCCUCGGGAGGAUCUCAAAUAUAUAAUUAUAUGCUUGAAAUUAUUGGUAGCUCUCCAUUAUCCUCAAGAUGAAAUGAUAUGGAGCACAGGCUUUUGUCUACCUACCAGGCCUACAUGUACUUUUUUCACUUGCUCAGCUCACUUAAACUCAGCUGCACUGAACUACUUGCUUCCUAAAAGCACCAUGUCAUUUCCUACCUCUUUGCCUUUGUCAUCUGAUUGCUUUUGCCUGAAAUGUCCUUCCCUUCUUCUAUUCCCCAAUUUGGACCAUAACCCACUUCCUUAGAUACUAUUCAUUUUCUGGUCUUAUCUAUGCUGGUGAAUUCCCUGGGAAGACUAGGCUGGGUUAGAUACCUUUCUUUUCCCUCCCUGCAACAGAAAUGUGCAGAAAAGAGGAUGAAAACCAUUUUUCUCUUUUUCAUUAGGUAGAGACCCUUGAGAGAAGGGAUUUUAUCUGGUUCAUCUCUGUGUAUUCUGGGCCGGCAUAGUGCCUGCCUCAGUGAGUGCUCAGAAAGUAUCUUCUGAAUCCAUUCUAAGGAUGAAAUUCAUCUCACGUUUGGAGAGGAUAAGUUAGGAAGUGACGCAGCCAUGGCCAGAAUCCACAUGUUCCCAACUCCAAGUCCUUUGUUUUCUCGCUGGCGCCAGCCUGCCUUACGGAAUAUUACCUACACUUCUUUAGUGGAGCAUAGCAACAUUAGUUGUAGGCAAAUUGAUUUUUAACAUUAGCCUAAAUUAAGCAUCAUAGGGAAGAUAAGUCUCGUGAUUUGCUGCACACCAAGAAAUAUAUUCUAAAGUCACAUAGAAAUGAGUUUCACCUGAUCUACAUUCAGAUCACAUUCUUUUUCACUAAUGUGAGUAAUCAAAGACCACUUGUGUCUCUGGAGAGGCACCCUAGAACUGGGGAGACCUGAGUGAUCAUAUAUUCACUCCUUUGGGUGUUCAGAUGAAAGAGUCUAGAAAGAUCCAAAGAGGUUUCACAACUUCACCAAGGUACCCAGUUUCAAAGCAACGUUCAAGAAAUCAAAUAUCCCAAUUCCUAGUCCAAUGCUAUUUUUUGGUACACUUAGGCAAAUAUUUAGUCUUCUUUGGUUUCUAUUCUGGCAUUUAUCACUGGGUAUCAUGUCAGUCCCAUAGCUGACCUCCUUCCCUGAAGUGACCGGAGACUAGCCUGGAUAACGUGUCAUUUUCUUUCUCUCUCUGUGGUUUUACAGUAUUGUAUGAGAUGCCCUUCUGUGGGAAAGGGGAGGAGCAAGCAGACACAGGGAGGGUGUAUGCUCAGGUUCAGCUCUUCCUAGAAUGAGCCUGGGCCAUGUUCUCAGUGCUGGGCAACCUCAUUCUCAGUGUUGGUGGGGAGAGAAACAGAGGAAAUGGAAACUGUGUGAAAACUGGGCUUCCAUAGUAUUGUCUAAGACCAGGCCCUGUGUUCAGAGACUCCAACCAUUUUGAAAAAGUUCAUGGGAUACCAUGGCAAGAAAUGAAGUAGAGGUUGGUCAGAGGCAGCCUCCAGGCUUUAAACUAGUUUUAUUUAUCUCCACCCCAGCUCCUGGUAUAUUGACAUAUACUCUGACGGUUAUAGACAAACUGCAGGGUAUUCAAAGGAGAAUACCAGGCUGUUGAAGAUACUUUAUAUCAUGGACAGGAAGGAACAGCUAGAAAACAUGGGGAGUGUAGACUGAAGGAAAAGAUACUGGGGGUGUUUGAUCAUAUUCGAAUAUCUGUCAGGGCAGAGCUGGCUUAUAAGAAGGCAGCUGGAUUCUCAGGUCUACUUACACAUUCUGUCUCUGCAAUAUGCUGGUUUGGUUAAAAAAUAUAAGAAAACACUGGCCUUUAUGCAGAUAUAUAGUUCGAACGAGAUGUUAGUUGCAAUAUGGAAUCUGAAAUCAUAUUAAUAAACUUUUUAUACUCUGUUGAAUCCAUUGGUUUAGUUUGCAUUUUGGAUGAAACUUUCAUCCAGGCAUGGUUUUGUAACAUCAUCCAUUGGUCAUUUGGUUCACUGAUUUAGGCAACUUCCAUAUGUUAACGCAUUUUAUUAUAGAGUAUGAAACUAUCAUAGUUGUUAUAUCACCAUCAGUAGCUUUAAAUCAGAUAAGAAUUUAAAGGUUGAGGGGCUCAUGGUGGCAGAUACAAGAUUUCCUAAACUCUACCUUUGGCUAGAAAGCUUGGAUUUUUAUCAUUAGCAACAACUUUCAGUUGUUUUUCUUGAUGUGACAGGCUCAGUUCAUUCAUUUUCAAUAUGCCUGCCAAAUUCUCAAGUCUGAAUAACUAUAGUUUAUCUGUCAGUUAUUUUUUCAAGCAAAAGUGAUGUUUCAGGGAAAAAGUGGCUAGUUCAGCUUGCAAUUCAACCAAUUGUACAAAUGUUUUCCCUUGAGAUAACUAUCAUAAUUUAGAAUGCCACAAAAGUAUUUUAUGUGUACAUAAAACUUUGUGUACCCUUUUUUGUCACAGAAUACCAAAAUGACACAUAUGCAAGAGGUGAGAUUUAAUACAAUUAAUAGUUUUUACUGCUUUGUCAAUGUUAUAGACUGAAUUGCGUGCUCCCCUCAAUUUAUAUAUUGAAGUCCUCUCUCCCAGUACCUCAGAAGAAUGUGACUGUAUCUAGAGAUAGGAUUUUUAAAGAUAUGAUUAAGUUAAAGUGAGGCCGUUUGGAUUGGAUUAGGAUGAGUCUUAGGGUGGACCCUAAUCCAGUCUAACUGGCAUUCUUAUAAGAAGAGGAAAUUUGGACACACAAAAGGAAGGGAGAGCAGGGCUAUGAAUACACAGAGGAAAGACCCUGUGAGAAGGUGGCCAUAUACAAGCCAAAGGAAGAGGCCUCAGGGAUCAGCUCUGUAGGCACCUUGAUCUUGGACUUUCAGCUUCUGAACUAUGAGAAAAUAGAUUUCUGUUUUGUAAACUAUGUAUGUGGUAUUUUAUUAUGGCAGCCUUGGCAAACUAAUAGUCAAUAAUACUUUAAAGCAACACUGAAUUCCCCGCCCCCCCCCUGCAAAUACAUGGAGGUAGAGAACACAAUGACUACUAACACAGAAUUGAUGCCCCUAUCUUGAUCCAUGCCAAGGCGCUAGCAGCAUCACCUAUCAUUGCUUUUGCACUAUUAGUGCAAAUAGCAACACAAUGAAAAGGGCAAGGAAUGUUUGGUAUUAUUGUGAAAAUAGUUCUGACCUCACGGACUCCUUGCAAAGGUCUUGGGGACUCUAUAGGUCCAUGGUCUGCCUGUACUUUGGGAGCUACUUACUGUUUUACAUCUAUAUUUGUGCUGCCAAAGCUGCAGUGGCAACUGGAAGGCCCAAACUUUCUCUAUGGCUCCCGCACUCUCAACUUGUUUGCUAGUGAUUAGCAGAUCAAUUGUAGCAGAUGCUUUGAUUGAUCAAUGAAUCUGACCAUCAGAAUGAUGAUCAGAAGCCUAGAGCAGCAGCCUCUAGUUCUGUAAAAAUUAUAAAUAUGACUCAGAUUCUUUGGUUGGAUUCUCUAGAGUCAAGGACCAUGGAUAUGCAAGUGAUUUGCCACUGGUUUCUUUUUUUGGGAUGGUACACUGGGGAUCAGAUGCUGGAUCCAGGAUAAUUGUGCUUUGGUGACAGAGAAAGAGCUCAGUGAAGUGAUAGAGUCUGACUACAUUGUCUUCAGUACCCAUUCAACAUUUCUGUGGCAGUGCUUCAGACUUUCCAUUAAAAAUAAUGUUUACUUAUUUAAUUAGUUUAUUUAUUGAUUAAUUGAUUUAUAGCAUUUGAGAGAGGGGAGGGGCAGAAGGAAAGGGAGAGAAAUCAUCUCAAGCAAAGUCCACCCUGAAUGUGGAGCCCAACACAGGGCUUGAUUUCAUGACCCUGAGAUUAUGACCUGAAUCAAAAUCAAGAGUUGGUUGCUGAACUGACUGAGUCACCCAGGUGCCCCCAAGGCAAUUCAUUCUUAAACAUUUCAGCAUGCAUUUAAAAAAACAAAAAACAAAAAUAUUUUCCUGCAUAAGUAUAAUACCACUUCCCACCUAAUAAAGUUAACAAUUCCCUAAAAUCAUUUAAUAGCCAGUCCACCAUCAAAUUUUCCUAAUUCUUCCCCAGAUGUCUUGUACAGAUGGUUUUUAAAAACAGGAAUCCCAUUAAAGAUUAUGCAUUUCAUUUGGUGCUAAAUGUUUUAUGUUUCUUUAACAUGUGUUUGUCCUCCUUCCACUGCUUUCCCUCCAGUGUAUGUCUUUUUCUUCCCAUAACACUGAUUAUCAAAGGGACGCAUCCUGUUGUCCUGUAGAAUAUCUCACUUUCUGGAUUAGUCUCAUUGUUUCUUUGUGGAAUCCUGUAUUUUGUACUUCUAGCUCCCUCAUCUUUUUUUAAACUUAAAGGUUGGAUUAGGUUUAUUUACUCAUUUGGGGCAGGAAUACUGUAUGGUGAUGCUGUGUCUUGUGUACUACAUCAUGUUAAGAUGGACAUGAUGACUCAAUGAGGCUAAAAUUGAUCCCUAGGAUAAGAUGGUGACAGAAAAAAUAUCUACCUUUUGUAAAGUUACACAUUCCCAUUGCGACCGGCAGGUAAUCUGAAAUUUUUAAAGUGUUUUAGAUGUUUUUUUUUUGGCUUGAUAUAUUUUUUUCUGCAUGAUUUCUUACAUGAAGCGGGAGGCUUAUCUUAUUUCUUCUUUCUGUGGCUGUGAGUGCCUCCAGUCUGCUAUACCAGAAAGAAAUGUUAAAACUCAACACUCUAUGCCGAAAAAUUUGUAUCUAUAAGAAUUUGCUCUUUUAGAAAAUAAGCAAAAGUGAGAAUUUCAUUUAAGUGUUAUCUGUGAAUUGUUUAUAUUCCCUGAAAAUGGGCUCUUCUGAUUUUAUUUUGAUUGAGUUGAUGUAUUCUACCCUUUAAGUCAUAAGCCUUGUUAUUUUGCACAACCUGGAAGGAAGUCUGGGUAUAAUUUUAUUCUCCUCUGCGUUGCUUUUGCUCUUCUAGAAAUAAAAAGAGAAAUUGGACUUGGUGUGCUAGCUGGUGAUUGUAAUCCCAGGAUGAAGAGAUUAAUCCCUAUGCUCUUGGAUCAAACAUAUGCAGGGUCAAGAGAAAAGUGAAGGAGAGUCCAGGACUCGUAAGCUCUCAGAUCUAUGGUAUUAACAUUGACUGAUCCUCUGAAGUGAACAGAAGUAUUGCCUGGUUCCCGGGAAAUAUCUUUCAAAAACACACAGUUUAGGUGAGUAGGGAUAAAUUGUGUCUUUGCUUGGUGAUGAGGAAACUGCUUGGUGGCAUUCUGUCACAGAAGGAGAUUCCUUGACUCUGAAAUAAUAUUCCUGAUUGUGCUAGAUCUUUCACUAUCUUCAAAGACCAGCUCAGGAUUCAUCUCCAAGAUCAUUUCCCAGCUAACUCUACCUGCAAAAUUUCCCCUGCCACCAUCUGUUUACUUACUUGUGACUUUCUGAUAAUUCAGAUUUUAUUUAUGAAAAGUCCAUAUUCUCCAUCACAUCCCUUGGCCAUUUGUCCAGGACGGCCUGCUAGCAACCUCCUAGCCACCCCUACUCCCUCAUUCCACAGUUUGUCAUUUGAACAAGACACAUGAACUGUUAGGAUUUGGAGAUUUGGUGUCAGAGGUUCAUCUCAUGGAUCUGCUUCUGGUUCUUUAAAAAAAAAAAGACUCUAUAAGCAUGUCAUAUUCCAAGGAAGAGAAAUUCAAUUCAUAACAAUCACUUUCCAAGCACUUGUUUUAUUUUGUACUAGGCAUCGAACUCUUUGAAGGGAGAAAUUUUGUAAAUCAGCCAGACACAGGUUCACCUGGGUUCAUCAUUUACAAGUGUGAGACCCAGCAGCCAGGCUCACAGCCAUUGUUACUUCUGUUCUCUGUACUUCUUCCACGGUAUUUUACACUGCACAAGGAUAUUUAAUAAAUGUUAUUAAAAUAUGUGGUUGGGGUUAUUUAUCACUGAUAACUUUGGUGAUUCGUGCCCACAUUCUGCAAUGAUUGUAGUAGGGGAUAUGGAGUAAAUCUCCAAAGAAAGGAGUCGGGGCUCGGCGACGCGCGGGGGGUGGUCACGCCAGCGCCCCUCGCCGCCCGGCCGGGCCCCUCGGAUGCCUCGCUUCUGCGCGGCGAUUUGCUGUAGGAACCAUCGGGGACGAAAGCUGAGUUGUUACCCGUUUCCUCUACAUGGCAAAGAAAGACUUGAAAAAUGGUUAAAGAAUAUGAAACGAGAUUCAUGGGUACCCAGGAAAUACCAGUUCCUGUGUAGUGACCAUUUUACUCCUGACUCUCUUGACAUCAGAUGGGGUAUUCGAUAUUUGAAACAAACUGCAAUUCCAACAAUAUUUUCUUUGCCUGAAGACGAUCAGGACAAAGACCCUUCCAAAAAAAAAAAUCUCAGAAGAAAAAAAUUAGAUGAUGAGAAAGAAGUGUGCCUAAAAGCCAAGUCACAAGAAUCAUUUGCUUCAAAUGAGUUAAAGAAAAAUACGGUUAAUACAAAUAUCCUCCCUGAACACACAGAAUUACGUAAUUCAUCUACUUUGGUGAAGCCACCAGCUGCCAAACCAGAAUGUAUACAAAAUAACAUAUUAAAUCUUAAUCUGCUUAAACAAGAUAUUGGAAUACCAGUAUCUACCUUGGAAACUUCAGUUACCCAAGACAUAGAUAUAGGUGGUUUUCACACAUUUUUUGAGAAUCUAAAUUCUACAACUAUUACCUUGACAACUUCAAACUCUGAAGAUGUUCAGCCGUUUUUGGAAACCCAAGAAGUGUUUGAAAUAACUGCGAAUCAUCUUGCUAACCCAAACUUUACAAAUAAUUCCAUGGAAAUUAAGUCUGCACAGGAAAGUCCAUUUUUACUCAGCACAAUUACUCAAACAGUCGAAGAGUUAAAUACAAAUAAAGAAUCUGUUAUUGCCAUUUUUGUACCCACAGAAAAUUCCAAACCAAUUAAUUCUUUUGUAUCUGCUGAAAAAGAAACUGUGGAAAUGGAAGAUCUAGACAUUGAAGACUCCUUAUAUAAGGAUGUAGACUAUGAGACAGAAGUUUUACAAAUUGAACAUUCUUACUGCAGACAAGAUAUAAAUAAGGAACAUCUUUGGCAGAAAGUUUCUAAACUACAUUCAAAGAUAACUCUUCUCCAGCUACAAGAACAACAAACUCUUGGAAGAUUGAAGUCUUUGGAAGCUCUUAUAAGUCAGCUAAAACAAGAAAACUGGCUAUCUGAAGAAAAUGUCAAGAUUAUAGAAAAUCAUUUCACAACAUAUGAAGUUACCAUGAUAUAGAGUGUAAAGAGUUUAGCACUAUGACUUUUAUAUAAGCUUUUUGUAGCCAAACUAAAUUAUAUGUAACUUUUUCUGGUAUAAAGUUCUCAUCUUAAGCUAAGAAAAUGUUCUAAUGUUAAAAACUGCAUCCCAUUCUUGUAGUGUUCAUUAUUAAGAAAAACAAGAGAGUUGUUGGACUGUAGGGAAGAAGUUUCGCCACUUGGUAAUCUUCUAAAUUAAAGUUAAAAUAGAGUGAAUAAAUAAUAUGACUCAUAAAAUGGGAGAACAUGGAGAUGGUGAAAGGAGCCCAGAAGAGAAAUCAGGCUUGGAUAUCAGUGCCAGUUCUACCUUUGGCAUGUGAUUGGGGCGAAUUACUUUGGAGCCUCAGUCUGUAAUCUGUACAAUUAGGGCACUUACAAAAUCUAGUCUGUUUAUAGUUCCUUUCCUUUCUAUUAAGAUACUUUUUUAAUAGAACAACUUUUUGGUAAGGUAAUACAUGCUUACAUAAUACUAGAUGUUGGAAAAAAAAAUACUAGAUGUUGGCUAGUAUUUGAUGUUAUUUGCUAUUGGAUUAUCCUCAGAAUUGAAUUCUGUGGUAUUUGACUUGUUGACUAUAGUUAUUUGUAAUAAUAGUACUCCUUUUAUAAUUUUAUUCCACUUGAGUGAUAAUAACCAUUAGUCCGGUUCAUAGGAGAGGUACUUUAAACUUAAAAGAAUAUGUAUUUCAAUACCCUAUAUGUAGCUGACUAUCAUAAUACAUAGUCAGGUAAUCUCCUUAACAUUCUAUAU